UUCCCCCAUCGCGAAGCCCAACUUGAAGAGCACGUACUGAACCGUCUCAUGGUUGGCAAUGGCAACACCAGAGUUACAAGCACGAUUCAUAUGUGGCGUGGGGGAAAUAUUGGCGGGACCGGGCAUGUGCAUGAACACCGAAUCACGGACUGGCGCCUGUCGUUGCCUUGAGGAAUUUUCUCGUCUGAUUUCUGUUAAAAACACUCAUACCUAAAUUCUGGCCACGAUGUCUGGCGAUAACCACCCCCGCAUGAGGUUGAACAACGAAUUCCAGAGGAUCUAUGGUUCCUCUGCACCUAAUCAUGUCAGGUGGGAGGUCUAUUCGGAAGGCCCUCCCAACGCUUCCACAUGGCAUGCGACCAUCUUCGUUGAUGAUCAGAAUUACAGCUACGCUUCGGCCCCUACCAGAGGUGCUGCUCGGGACGCGGCUGCGCAACAGGCUUGUGAACGUUUGAGACGAGAUGGAUCUACCGGAAGCAACUGAUGAACAACAUCAAUCAAGCUCAAAGCAUGGCGACUUGAGUACAUAUAUGCCUUCAUUUUCAAC
This is a messenger RNA of Suillus discolor, 547 nucleotides long. RefSeq lists its product as uncharacterized. The transcript is spliced from 3 exons. Bases 227 to 484 code for a protein of 85 amino acids. The record is from RefSeq and is a predicted model, not a curated record. NCBI's taxonomy places the organism in Eukaryota, Fungi, Basidiomycota, Agaricomycetes, Boletales, Suillaceae.